AGGUUCUUUCAGGUGACUCUUAAAGUGUUUUCUUUCAGCAGCUGAGCAGUCAACUGUGCUCAUUUAUAUUCCAUGCACAACCAAAGUCUACGAUUCAUGUCUCUUCGCAAAACUUUAUCUGCUACUGGUGCUGUGACUCUUGACAGCAACAUUAGGAGUUUGAAGUUACCAACUCGACACGGUUAUCGUCGGAGUCAUCAUGCGCGCGACCCUACCAAAACAAACGCACGUGAGGAGCUUGUUCAAGGCAGGCGAGAUGCUUCCUUCAGUAAUAAGAUCUCCAUUGACUUUGAACAGACCAGAGACGCCUACCAAAGCAAAAAUACUCUUGAGUUACUUAGGAGCUUGGUAGUGUUUAAACUGUGCUCCUAUGACAUACUGGUUGAUAAGAACAAAGAGAUAACGGAUCUUAGCAGAAAAGUUUUGGGACAGAAGAUGUUCGAGCAGUUGAUGAAAAUGACUUUCUACGGUCAGUUUGUGGCUGGUGAAGACCAUAACUCCAUCAGGACCCUCAUACAGAGGAACCAGGCGUAUGGAGUAGGUGCUGUGCUGGAUUACAGCGUGGAAGAGGAUCUGCCGCAAGAUGAAGAGGAAAGGAAAGAGAUGGAAUCGUGUACGUCUGCAUCAAAAAGAGAAGGCAAUGGAAUGCACACUCGAGAAAAGUUCAGACCUCACCAGAAGUUCGCCGAUCGAUGCAAGGGAGUACCGAGCGAUCGUACAUAUUUUUACGACGAUGAGACGAAGUGCGACCAGAACAUGGAGACUUUUUUGAAAUGCAUCAAAGCAGCAGCAGUUACCACUAAAAUAACUACAAGAAAAUCACCUGCCCAUUCAGGUGGAAGUUCAGAAGAUGGUUUCACGGCUAUUAAGAUGACUGCUCUGGGGCGCCCACAAUUCUUGCUCCAGCUCUCGGAGGUGUUGGUGAAAUGGAGGCGUUUCUUUAGUUUCCUGGCAGCCAAACAGGGCAAUGAGGGUUUGGAGGUUCUGCAGCAGAAACUGGAUCUAGAGCGAAUGCAGGCAUGUCUAGCCAGUCUGGGAGCUGAAGGAAACAUUCAGAGCUGCUUCUCUGAUGGACGGCUGCACUUAUCCGGUAUCGUUGACAUACUGGACUGGAACGGUCUAAUUGACGACAGAAUGCAGAUAUCCAAUCUCCUAGUUGUCCCGAAUCUACAGAGAGGUCAGCUGGAGUCUCUUCUGUCUAAAUUCACAGAGGAGGAGGAAAAACAGAUGAAGCGAAUGCUUCAGCGAAUGGACGUCUUGGCUAAGCACGCUGUGGAAAAUGGUGUUAGGUUGAUGGUGGAUGCUGAACAGACGUAUUUCCAGCCUGCUAUCAGCCGACUCACCGUGGAGAUGCAAAGGAUUUUCAACCGAGACAAAGCUGUUGUUUUCAACACCUAUCAGUGCUACCUCAAAGAGGCGUUUGAUAAUGUGUCCAUGGAUGUUGAGCUAUCGAGGAGAGAGGGCUGGUGUUUCGCUGCUAAAUUGGUAAGGGGGGCAUACAUGUACCAGGAGAGGAUCCGAGCAGCUGAGAUUGGAUAUGAAGACCCCAUCAACCCUGACUACCAGUCUACUAACAGAAUGUAUCACAGAUGUCUGGAUUAUGUGCUGGAAGAGAUCGAGCUGAACAAGAAAGCAAAUGUUAUGGUGGCAUCACACAACCUAGAUACAGUUAAACACACACUCAAAAGGAUGAAUGAAAUGGGUCUGGCUCCCACAGAUAAGAAGGUGUACUUCGGCCAGCUCCUGGGAAUGUGUGACCAAAUCAGCUUUCCUUUAGCUCAGGCAGGAUUUCCAGUGUACAAGUACGUUCCUUACGGUCCGGUGAAUGAAGUCAUCCCAUAUUUGUCCCGACGGGCCCAGGAGAACCAUGGUGUUAUGAAAGGGGUUCAGAUGGAGAGGGACCUUUUGUGGAAGGAGGUUAUACGCAGACUGACCAGCGGAGAGGUGUUUCACACACCUGCUUUAUAAAACACACAGGUCACACAUUUUGCACUUCUGACAUAUGUGGCUUAUAAGGUACUGUGUACAGAAUUCGUUAUUUAGUACCAUGGUGAAUAGUUGUAUGAGCCAUAUUUCACCCCACACUUGAAAAAAAGAGAGAUUAUAUUAAGUUAAACUGGUAAGUAAGAAAUGAUUUAAUUAUAAGUUAGCACCAUUAAUUAUAGUAAGAGUGAAGUGUUUGUUGUAAAAAUAAAUAACCAAGCUGUGGUAUUUUAGCAGAGCAGAAUGCUGCCCUCUUCCUUUAUACCUCUAAUAUACUUCCACUCUUAUCUGCCUCUUUUCCUUUUUAUAUCCUUUUCAUUUCAUCCCUCUCCACGGCACCUUUAUGGGUCUGAAAGUGUCUUCUUAAAUGUCAGAUGUCUAAAUGUGCCCUGUGUUUUAUUCCCCACCUUUAUUCCUCAAUUGCACUAAUAAUAAAAUAUAAGCAUGAUUUAAACAGUAAUAAACACUUCAGCAUCA
Molecule: messenger RNA, 2460 nt
Organism: Paramisgurnus dabryanus
Lineage: Eukaryota; Metazoa; Chordata; Actinopteri; Cypriniformes; Cobitidae
Gene: prodhb
Product: proline dehydrogenase (oxidase) 1b
Cellular component (GO): mitochondrion
Molecular function (GO): FAD binding; proline dehydrogenase activity
Source: RefSeq, a predicted model, not a curated record